CCUCGCAAUUCUCUCCGGUAAGAACACAAGCGUUAAUCUCUCUGCGUCGUGUCGCGUUAGUCUACCUUAAUCGGUAUCUUGCUUCCAUCUAUGAACAGAUGCGAUCGGAAGAUUAGGGUUUUGUUUUUAGCGCAUUAUUGUUUCUUCCAUUUUUCUGUGAUCGGAAAACUCGUGUUUGCAGUCGAACGAGGAGAUCUCAGUCAAUCGAUCGAGUAAAUUAACAGAGAUGGGAGGAGCUGAGCAUGGACAUGGACAUGGACAUGGAGCUGAGGAUUUUAGGACGAAGGUCUGGAGCAUGUCGGGUGGUCCAUACUGCCGGCCCAAGCACUGGCGUCGCAACACCGCGAUUGCCAUGUUUGGUGUCUUCCUAAUUUGCAUCCCAAUCGCUAUGAAAUCUGCGGAGCUUGAGCAACGGCCUCAUCAUCCUGUGCGCCCAAUUCCUUCGCAGCUCUGGUGCAAGAAUUUUGGAAACAAAGACUACUAGUAUCAGUAUUGGUUGAAUACAACCUUCAUUUGUAUUGUUGAUUGAAGUGGAUUUGAAGAUCUUUUGAAGACAUGCUCUUGUGAUGCUUCCUACCAUGUGAACUUAUUAGUCAUACCAUCAUCAAUAAGUCAUGUGGAAGAAAACGUUAAAAACUGUUCCCUGGAAGUUGCAUAUUUAUGUGCAUAUUUGUGUUUUGAUAAUCAUUAACAGUUGUUAACUUGCCUGAAAAAAAGUUUCAGAGUUUGAAAUCAAUGCAGUGGAAUGCUUGGUGGGAGAUAAGACUGUUACUGCCGCAAGGCAAGAUAACAACACUCUAGGUUUCCUGCAGCAUUUUGUUCUAGAAAGUAUUGUGCAUUAACCAGCUUGCUUGAAUCAAACUUUGGGAAUAUGUUCCCUUAGAUUUGUAUUGAAAUUGUACUUAAUGAAUCAACACAACUCGG
Messenger RNA from Rubroshorea leprosula, 924 nucleotides. NCBI's taxonomy places the organism in Eukaryota, Viridiplantae, Streptophyta, Magnoliopsida, Malvales, Dipterocarpaceae. The record is from the annotation of a GenBank genome assembly.